This is a messenger RNA of Didymella exigua CBS 183.55, 1683 nucleotides long. RefSeq lists its product as uncharacterized. NCBI's taxonomy places the organism in Eukaryota, Fungi, Ascomycota, Dothideomycetes, Pleosporales, Didymellaceae. The record is from RefSeq and is a predicted model, not a curated record. Gene Ontology annotation, cellular component: nucleus. Gene Ontology annotation, biological process: DNA-templated transcription; regulation of DNA-templated transcription. The transcript is spliced from 5 exons. Bases 1 to 1683 code for a protein of 560 amino acids. Gene Ontology annotation, molecular function: DNA-binding transcription factor activity, RNA polymerase II-specific; DNA binding; zinc ion binding.
AUGUCACCUGUUAACCUAGACUCCGAAACCCCGCGCUCGCGUCAACAACCUGGCGUAGCAUGCGAUGAGAGCCGUAGACGGAAACUUCGUUGCGAUCGAGGUCAGCCUCAAUGUGGCGUGUGUCGGGAUUCCGACACAACAUGCGUCACGACAACGACACGACAACCUCGUGGUCCAAGAAAAGGUCAUUUACGCGCAUUACAGUCUCGAAUCGUCGCCCUCGAGCAACGCCUCAGUAGUGAGGGACUGGAAGAUACGGGCGAAGACGAGUUCAUACGAUUUCCUGAUGAGACAAAUACUUUUCCAGAUCAGUCGUUCCCAGAUCUCGUAGCUGCAUACUCUCAGGAUGGAUUCGAGAAAGACGGUUCCAAUAGCAGCUCCGCGAAUGGUUUCGGUGUCGAUAUUGUCUUUUCACAAUCCGGCUCGACUAUGACCAUGCCUUUGGCAGGAAUAUCGCCAAUCAGUUUCAUUUCUGACCUGAUGCGGUCGGACCUGAAUCACCUCUACUUUAAUAGAUUUCACAGCUUUUUCCCUAUCCUCAAUAAACGACACUACUUCGCGCGAGCCCGAAAAAUAUGUUCCGAGAGCGCCGUCGAUUCUUUUCACUGUCUCCAACAUGUUAUGUGGACGCUCGCAGUUUCUACCUCAAGCCAAUUUCAGCAUAUUCAGGACGAUCUAUACUCGCAAACAAGGCUCUUGAUCGACAACCUUGAAAUGAGGCAGCCUCAACCUGACUGCAUCGAACUUGAGCAGGUCCAGGCCUGGGGCUUGCUGGCUGUGUAUGAAUUUAUGCAUAUAGGCUACCGACGAGCAUGGAUGAGCGCGGGAAAGUUUUUCCGCUACGCAAUACUCAUGAAACUGCACAACGUGGACGGACUAGAUGGCAUCGCAGCAGAUCAACUCCAGAAUUUAAACGUCACUGAGAUCGAAGAACGAAGGAGGACGUUCUGGAUGGCCUACACGAUCGAUCAAAUUACCAGUUUGCUAGACCGCUUGCCAUUGACCUUCGAUCAGCACAUUAUCCUGACCCGCCUACCCUGUUCUGAGAAAGAAUUUCAGUCAGAUGAGGCUGUGGUCACAGAUUUUUUGCGCAGCCUGCCUAUCCAAACCGAUAACCAAACCCCAUCCACGUUCAUGGACUCAAUUCAACUGUUCGCAAUAUGUGGACAGUUACUAUCGCAUCAACAGCAAGGCGCUGUUGAGCACACGCAGGGUUUGAUAUCGCUGCCCUUUUGGGACAGACAGCAACAGCUUGAUGCAAGGCUCGAACAAGCCUUGAAGGGCAUGUCUCUCGAUGAUCCAUACACAUUGAUCUUUCAGGAUCCAAUGGUGUAUUUCACGGUACUAGCAGCACAAGCUUCUGCUCUGAUAUUGUUCAAAUCCUGUCGGACAGCACCAUGGGGUAUGGAGGAUACCACUAACUAUGCGGCGCAGCGUGAGAAAAGAGCAAUUGUGGCAGCGCAACAGAUGACCACGCUCUCGAAGGCGCUGAUCGAAUUGAGCUUUUUCAAGAUUCACCCUUUCACGCCGGUUCUUCUCUAUCUUUGCGUGGACUUCAUUAUCUCGAACCCUCACCUCGAUUCGACCUUUAAGAUGCAGCUAGAACUACAAAAUGUGCUGCAGACUCUAAGUCACGUCAACCUCACUGCGAAAGAAUGCUUGGCUAGACUUCACAUGGUUUGA